AUGUCCGAGUUUGACGACACGAGUUUAUUCCACGAGGAUGAUCACAGGGUAGCAUACAUAUUUACUGCACCACCGACCACCACUGCCGCAACAAAUACAUCGCCAACUACCACAACAAAAUCUGCGCCAGUUCGGCCGGCGAAAAGGAGGAGGGUGUUGGAAAAGGAUACCGCUGCUCCUCUUCCUGCCCAGGAAAAAGAUGAUGAUGAAGGGCGUCAGUGGCCCAGAUUGUUCAACGGCCUCGAGUCCCCCUCGGCGGCCGACCUCCGAAAAAAAACCUACGAGUCUGCCUGGCCGGUUUUGGAGAGCGAGAUUGAGAGUGUGCUGAGGGAUGCGAACCGCCAGACUCUGGAGGAGGUUGUCGAGUUUUUGAACAGUGAUGUACAUGAAUGUGAGGGGAGGGGGAGGGUUCCGGCUGGGUUUAUCAUCACGGGACCUAAUAUUGCGGGCCAGGAUUUGCUGUUUUCACAGUUGGGGGAUGUGUUGGCUGAAAGGGGGGAGGGGAGGGUGAGGGAGGGGAUGGGAGGUCAGGAAGGGGGAGGAUGGGAGGAUGGGAGGGGAGGGAGGAGGUAUUUGGAUUAUGAUCUUGAGGCGUUGAGGGUGGAGAUGGAGGGGAGGGGAGGGGUGGUGGUUGCUUUUCAGGAUAGUGAGGCUUUUGAUACGGGGUUGGUGGGGGAGUUGGUUGGGUUGUUUCAUUCAUGGCAGGAUCGGAUUCAGUUUUCGGUGUUGUUUGGGAUUGCUACUUCGGUUGAGCUUUUCCAGGCGAGGCUGCUCAAGGCGACGGCGAGGCAGCUAUACGGGGCGCAGUUUGAUGUUGUGCAGGCUAAUGCUGUGCUUGAGAGCGUGAUCAUGGCUGCGGUGGCGGGGACGAAGGCACAACUGAGGAUCGGGCCGGGGUUGUUGAGGAAAUUGGUGAGAAGGCAGCAGGAGCAGGUUGCGGGGGUGGGAGCUUUUAUUAGCUCGCUCAAGUAUGCGUACAUGAACCACUUCUACGCCAAUCCGCUAAGCGCUCUACUUGUCGACGGUCAGAAGCUGGACAAGGAAAUUCUACAGCCGGAACACCUCGAGGCAGUGAGGAUGCUGGAGUCGUUCAAGUCACAUGUGGAACAGUCUGUCGAGGACGGACGGCUGGAUCACGCACGAUUGUUGCUGGAGAACGAUGACUAUCUCAAGGGUAGAAUUAACAGGCUGGCCGCCAAACGACAGCAAUAUCUAGGAAAGCUCCUUCAGUCGUUGGCCUUGGUUAUUGCUACUGAGCAUUCGAAGAGGUCGUUUGUUGAGCUCUACGAGGCAGCUCUGGAGGAAGGGAUUUCCCUGGAUCAGUCGCCUGGACCAUUCGACCUGGGCGAUGCCAUCAAACGGUCAACUCCAGAGGAGCUCAUUGGUCUCAUCAAACGCGUGAUGACCGUCGUCGUAGAUGGCAACCCAUCUCUUCACUGGAAUGGCAUGGGCAUCGGUCAGGACGCCGAAGCCGCGAUCGACAAAUUUGAAGCGCUCCGCGCAGAUGUGGAACGACUGAUAGAGACGUCCAAGAAGAAGAAAACCAGCCUCAAGAGCAAAUACAGCUCUCAAAGCAGAGUCCUCCGCACAACCGUUGUUGCGCAGAAAGUUCAGCUCAGUCGCGACACAGCCACGCUGACGGAGGAAGACAAUGCUUUUACAGCAGCCAUCGAUGACUUUUUCGCCUUCUUCAAGACUCUCGUGGGCUGCGAGCCACUGUCAAACCUGUUUCUCAACGAGGUUUGGCAGUACGACUAUCACCUGCCCUACGAAGACGUCUUUGUUCCCCGGCCGGGCGCCACGUUUGCCCGCGCAUUGUCUCGCCCGCAUGACUACCUUGGCUGUGCUUGUUGCGACAAGGCGAAUGGCUCAAUGGUGGGGACGCUGCCUGCUACGUCUAUUUUGUAUCAUCUGUACUCCGAGGCGGGCGCGUCAAUCAACGUUGCGGACUUGUGGGCGGCGUACUAUGCGCUCGUGGGCGAGGACUCGGAGAUCGGGAUGGACGAGAGGUCGGCGCUCGUGCUGUUCUACCGGGGGCUGGCGGAGAUGAGAGCCAUGGGAUUCGUGAAGCAGAGCAAGAAGAAGGCCGAUCACAUUACCAAGUUGAAGUGGUUGUGA
This is a messenger RNA of Podospora pseudocomata, 2118 nucleotides long. It is a transcript of the gene ORC3, whose product is annotated as Origin recognition complex subunit 3. The transcript has 5 exons. The record is from RefSeq and is a predicted model, not a curated record. Gene Ontology annotation, cellular component: nuclear origin of replication recognition complex; nuclear pre-replicative complex; DNA replication preinitiation complex. Gene Ontology annotation, molecular function: DNA replication origin binding. Gene Ontology annotation, biological process: DNA replication; DNA replication initiation. Lineage: Eukaryota; Fungi; Ascomycota; Sordariomycetes; Sordariales; Podosporaceae. The coding region runs from base 1 to 2118 and encodes 705 amino acids.